AUGCGUUUCGUCACCUACAACAAAACGAGAUUUUCUAGGCGUCUUAAACAGAUCAUUGGAAGCAAACACAUUAAACAGAAGUCGGUCUUGGCUUUUAAAGAGUUGAUUGAAACAGAUCCUGAAGUAUACAUGCUCUUUUCAGAUAUGUUUUCCGAACCUCCAGCGGACAGUUCGGACAAUCCAAUCAAAAAUUACAUGGAUAUGCUUCGAAAGAUGGACGCCAUCAUCGGCGCAGCCCCUAAGUUCCAGUAUAAUAGUGAUGAUGAUGAUGAUUACCAAGAUCCAGCUAAACCAUUUGGUAACAUUCUUGUGUAUGUAGUUGCAACGCCUUCCGGAAGCAAAGCUUUUAUUAGCGAUAAAGUCAACAAGUGUUUACGAGAUAUUCUACGAACUUGGACUAAAUUCCUUGAUAGUCCUCAGUCAAAAUUGGUUUUGAACAAAAAGGAUGGGUGGCUGUCGCCUGAAGCUUUGAAAAGGAUGCCUGGAUUUAUGGACAAAUUUCCAUGUGAUAAAGAAGACGAGUACUGUGGGUACAAAUCGUGGAACGACUUCUUCUCCAGGAAGUUCAAACCAAACGUCCGACCAAUCGCAAACCCUGAUGAUCCGUACACCGUAGUUGCUGCGUGUGAGGCAAGCCCGUAUUAUAUUUCCAAAAACCCACAGCUUCGUGAUAAAUUCUGGAUCAAGUCACAGCCGUACAGUUUGCAACAAAUGUUAAAUAAUGAUCCUUUGAGUGAAACCUUUGUUGGAGGUACAGUGUUCCAGGCGUUUCUUAGCAGCAGAUAUUAUCAUCGCUGGCAUGCACCGGUUGGUGGAAAAAUAAAAAGAGCCUUCAUAAAGGAAGCUGCGUUCUACGCCGAUGCUUUAAGAGCAGGCUUUGAUCUAACGGUUGGCCAUUUGUCUCAACGCUACAAGAGUCAUGUGAAUACUAGAGCCAUUAUCCUAAUUGAUACUGGUCUUGAGAAGAUUGGUACAGUUGCCUUUAUUGCUAUCGGCAUGAGUGAAAUAUCGAGCUGUUUGAUCGAGGUGAAAGAGGGGCAGACGGUGAAGAAAGGUGAUCAGCUUGGAAAAUUCCAAUAUGGCGGAUCCACGUACUGUCUUCUGUUCCAGAAAGGUGUGAAAGUAAAGUUUGCUGAUGAAUCUCUCCCCGCUGAUUCCGCGAAUUGGAGUCCAUGUCAUAAACAGCUGGUCAGAAGUAAAAUUGCCACAAUUGAACAUUGA
Paramuricea clavata is the source of this 1221-nucleotide messenger RNA. The record is from the annotation of a GenBank genome assembly. Lineage: Eukaryota; Metazoa; Cnidaria; Anthozoa; Malacalcyonacea; Plexauridae.